Molecule: messenger RNA, 282 nt
Organism: Rotaria sp. Silwood1
Lineage: Eukaryota; Metazoa; Rotifera; Eurotatoria; Philodinida; Philodinidae
Source: the annotation of a GenBank genome assembly
AUGCAAAAUGCGGCUAUUCAUUAUGGGUCACCCAUUAUAACUGUUAUAAAUUCUUUACAAAUACUUGAAUCAUGUAUUCAGUGUCGUGAACGUCAUACAAUGACUGGUUCAUCAUCAAAUGAACAAUCAAUUGAUUUUGGUUUUAAUUUAAUAAUGUUAUCACAAGAUGAUGGAAAUGUUCAAAAUCCUUCAAGUAGUAUUGCUGGUUUAACAACAGCUUUAUCAUCAACAUCAACAAAUAAAUUUCUUGUUUUUCAUACAUAUAAAACAUGUCGUCAUUAG